UGCGUUCAGCAGAUUUCUCCCCUGGACUCUGAGGAGGGAAACAGGAUGGACUUCACUUAUGUUUGGCUCCUCGCCGCCACGCUGAUGUUCCACCAGUAUCAAGCCUCCACCUUCUCUGUUACAAGCCCUACAGCAGAGGAGGGCCCCCAGGCGCAGCUCCCCCACGCGGCCCACCGGCGAGAGAAACGCUGCUCCUGCGAGAACCAGAAAGACAAGGAGUGCAUUUUUUUCUGCCACAUUGGCAUCGUCUGGGUCAACACCCCGAGCCACGUGGUUCCUUAUGGAUUCGGAUCGGUGCGACUCAGGAGGGAGCUCAGCCGCUGCCUCUGCACGGAUACACGGGACGCCGGGUGUAUCAGCUUCUGCUCUGUCCGGACACAAACACAAGGGGAAAAUGCUGUGGUGAAGAGGAAGACCGACAAACAACUGAAGAGAUACAGAGCUGCAUUCUGGGAAAAAAGGAGCCGACAUGCACUCAAGCACCAGACCUGAGGGAGAGGAGUCCAGUCGGCAGUAUCACCUGCUCUUCUGAGAGGAAGUCCAUCAUGUAUCAGAAAUAACAAACAUGGACCCUUUUGUUCGUCCGACUGCCCUCAUGGCGGUUUGGACCUGUACAGUGUGUUAAUGUAAAUGUAACGAUGGUGAAAUAUUAGGUAGGAAAACUGACAAGCUCAUCCUUUCAACAUUUGGCUGAUGUCUGGAUCCAAAGCAGCACAAGCAGGAGUUCAGAGUCCUGCUCAGACACUUCAACUUUCAGGGAGGUGAAGGAGUUGAACCCGUGACCUUUCAGUUACCUGAUGAUCUCAGCUGAUUUGUAGCACUGAGGGAUGGGAAAACUUUCAGAGGUUAAGUUACACAGCCUUGGGGGAAAAGGCACAGAAAUUUACAGCGCUUCGCUGUUUAAAUUCUAAAUUCUUCCUGUGAAUAGUUGGCCAACCUUAAGCUCUGGUGCUGUGGCCUGAAAACCUCACAUCUCCAAAAUUGAGAGAGGGCUGUGAAAAAGCAUCAUGAAAAAUAACUAAAAGGAAUUUUUUCAUAUAACUUUAUCUUAUUAUGCCUUUUUUUCUUGAAACAGUACAACUUUAUUUGUAAAAUCGAAUGUAUUUUUUCCAUAGCAGGCCUCUACACUCUGUCAUCA
Molecule: messenger RNA, 1138 nt
Organism: Toxotes jaculatrix (banded archerfish)
Lineage: Eukaryota; Metazoa; Chordata; Actinopteri; Toxotidae
Exons: 4
Coding region: 46-492 (148 amino acids)
Biological process (GO): vein smooth muscle contraction; intracellular calcium ion homeostasis; regulation of systemic arterial blood pressure by endothelin
Cellular component (GO): extracellular region
Molecular function (GO): endothelin B receptor binding; hormone activity
Source: RefSeq, a predicted model, not a curated record